AUGGGCCAGUUUGACGUUAACAUCAAAUGGGGCAAGGAAAAGUUCAACGACAUCACCGUAAAUACUGAUGAAGCGCCAGAAAUCUUCAAGGCGCAGCUUUUCGCGCUCACCAAUGUCCCACCAGAACGGCAGAAGAUCAUGAUCAAGGGAGGAGUGUUAAAGGACAGUUGGGACAACUUCCAGGGCAAAUUGAAGAAUGGCGCGAUGAUAAUGCUGAUGGGAUCGGCCGACCCGCUUCCAGAAAAGCCCAAAGAACUGCCCCGAUUCAUGGAAGACAUGGCAGAUGCGGAGAUGAAUCAAGAUUGUUCCCAUGUUGGUCCAUACUGUUGUAUUUAUGAUGUUAAAGGCGAAUUUUUUCGAGUGGCUAAGAUUCCCGUCGGUAUCGAGAACCUCGGCAACACCUGCUACCUGAACUCGGUGAUCCAAUGUCUCCGCGUCAUUCCGGAACUAAAAACUGCCCUUCAAGAGUACAGUCAAUCCGACGCCUUUGUCAAGCAACUGAAAGAUCUGUGGAAUUCGCUUGACAAUUCUCCGGAGGCAGCGAAGCCCAUUGCCUUUUUGCUUGUGCUUCAUGCAAACUUUCCUAUUUUCGCCGAGCGAGGGCCUCAAGGAGGACUCAAGCAGCAAGACGCGAACGAAGCCUGGCUAAGCAUCUGCCGAUAUCUUCACCAAUUGCCGGGAGCAGGAAACAAGGAUCUCAUGGAAGAGCUCUUCGGCGUCCAGUACAGGAGCGAAACAAAGUGCAUAGAAGAAGGGGGCGAGACGGAGGCGAAAGUUGAGACAGACAAGCAGCUUUCUAUUUCUUGCUUUAUCGACACUGACGUCAAAUACUUGCUGACUGGUUUGAAAAAAAAUCUUGUCGAGAAGAUUGAAAAGAAGUCGGAAAAACUCGACCGCCAGGCACAAUACGAAAAGAACUCGACUAUCGAAAGACUGCCACACUACCUUGCUGUUAACUUCAUCCGAUUCUAUUACAAGACGGGCACUCAGAAUUCCGCCAAAAUUCUCAAAGAUGUUAAAUUUCAAACAGAGUUUGAUGCAUGGGAUCUCUGCGGGCCAAAUCUUCAAGAAAAGCUCAAGCCAAACAGAGAGAAGCUCAAGUUGUUGACUGACAAAGAGCUCGAUCUGUUGUCCCGAAAGAAGAAAAACGGGGUGCGCAAAAUCGAACCACCAAAGUACACUCAGUUCGAAAAGACACACUUCGACGAAGACCAUGGCUCCAACAACCACGGUUGGUACACUCUCAAGGCAGUUCUCACGCACAAGGGUCGAUCAAUUGACGGCGGCCAUUACAUUGCCUGGACCAAACAAGAAGACGGCAGAUGGAUUAAAUUCGACGACGACAAGGCAACUGUUGUAACAGAAGAAGAAGUAUUGGCACUUUCUGGCGGUGGCGACUGGCACACUGCCUAUAUCUGCAUCUUCGAGACGAAGAAAUUGCCCGUCUUCACCCCUGACCUUGAAAAUGAUCAAAUGGAGAACAUGGAGACCAGCUAA
This is a messenger RNA of Oikopleura dioica, 1497 nucleotides long. NCBI's taxonomy places the organism in Eukaryota, Metazoa, Chordata, Appendicularia, Copelata, Oikopleuridae. The record is from the annotation of a GenBank genome assembly.